Myotis lucifugus (little brown bat) is the source of this 6711-nucleotide messenger RNA. It is a transcript of the gene EPHA4, whose product is annotated as EPH receptor A4. Gene Ontology annotation, cellular component: neuron projection; plasma membrane. The record is from RefSeq and is a predicted model, not a curated record. Gene Ontology annotation, molecular function: ATP binding; protein binding; transmembrane-ephrin receptor activity. The transcript has 19 exons. Gene Ontology annotation, biological process: axon guidance; cell surface receptor protein tyrosine kinase signaling pathway; protein phosphorylation. Lineage: Eukaryota; Metazoa; Chordata; Mammalia; Chiroptera; Vespertilionidae. Bases 87 to 2999 code for a protein of 970 amino acids.
AAUGUCUUCAGCCUGCUGCACUCCUAACUUAAGCAUUUAUUCCACUGGGAUAGAAGCGGUAGGAGCAGCGUUGGCACCGGCGAACCAUGGCUGGGAUUUUCUAUUUCGUCCUCUUUUCGUUUCUCUUUGGGACUUGCAACGCUGUCACCGGUUCCAGGGUGUACCCCGCGAACGAAGUUACCUUAUUGGAUUCCAGAUCCGUUCAGGGAGAACUUGGGUGGAUAGCGAGCCCUCUGGAAGGAGGGUGGGAGGAAGUGAGUAUUAUGGAUGAAAAAAAUACACCCAUCCGAACCUACCAAGUGUGCAACGUGAUGGAACCCAGCCAGAAUAACUGGCUCCGAACUGACUGGAUCACCCGAGAAGGAGCUCAAAGGGUGUACAUUGAGAUCAAGUUCACCUUGAGGGACUGCAAUAGUCUUCCAGGCGUCAUGGGGACUUGCAAGGAGACGUUUAACCUGUACUACUAUGAAUCGGACAACGACAAGGAGCGUUUUAUCCGAGAGAGCCAGUUUGCCAAGAUCGACACCAUCGCCGCUGAUGAGAGCUUCACCCAAGUGGACAUCGGCGACCGAAUCAUGAAGCUGAACACUGAGGUCCGAGAUGUAGGGCCACUGAGCAAAAAGGGGUUUUACCUGGCUUUUCAGGAUGUGGGCGCCUGCAUUGCCCUGGUGUCUGUCCGCGUGUUCUACAAGAAGUGUCCGCUCACAGUGCGCAAUCUGGCCCAGUUUCCAGACACCAUCACGGGGGCUGAUACGUCUUCUCUGGUGGAAGUCCGCGGCUCCUGUGUCAACAACUCAGAAGAGAAGGAUGUGCCAAAAAUGUACUGCGGGGCAGAUGGUGAAUGGCUGGUACCCAUUGGCAACUGCCUCUGCAAUGCUGGGCAUGAAGAGCGGAAUGGAGAAUGCCAAGGAGGUGAUAAGGAACUAGCAAGAGUCUUCUUAUUUCAUCUGUGGUCAGAGGCGAUAUUAAAUUCUUGCAAAAUUGGCUAUUACAAAGCCCUCUCCACGGAUGCCACCUGUGCCAAGUGCCCACCCCACAGCUACUCUGUCUGGGAAGGAGCCAUAUCCUGCACCUGUGAUCGAGGCUUUUUCAGAGCCGACAGUGAUGCUGCCUCAAUGCCCUGCACCCGCCCACCUUCUGCACCCCUAAACUUGAUUUCAAAUGUCAAUGAGACUUCAGUGAACUUGGAAUGGAGCAGUCCUCAGAACACAGGUGGCCGCCAGGACAUUUCCUACAAUGUGGUGUGCAAGAAGUGUGGAGCUGGUGAUUCUAGCAAGUGCCGACCCUGUGGCAGUGGGGUCCACUACACCCCACAGCAGAAUGGCCUGAAGACCACCAAAGUCUCCAUCACUGACCUCCUGGCUCAUACCAAUUACACAUUUGAAAUCUGGGCGGUGAAUGGAGUGUCCAAGUAUAACCCUAGUCCGGAUCAGUCAGUGUCUGUCACCGUGACAACCAACCAAGCAGCACCAUCAUCCAUUGCUUUGGUCCAGGCUAAAGAGGUUACCAGAUACAGUGUUGCCCUGGCUUGGCUGGAACCAGAUCGGCCCAAUGGAGUGAUCUUAGAGUAUGAAGUCAAGUAUUAUGAGAAGGAUCAGAAUGAGCGAAGCUAUCGCAUUGUCCGGACAGCUGCCAGGAACACUGAUAUCAAAGGUCUGAAUCCUCUGACUUCCUAUGUUUUCCAUGUCCGGGCCAGGACAGCAGCUGGUUAUGGAGAUUUCAGUGAGCCCCUGGAGGUCACAACCAACACAGUGCCUUCUCGGAUCAUUGGAGAUGGGGCCAACUCCACAGUCCUUCUGGUCUCCGUAGCUGGCAGUGUGGUGCUAGUGGUCAUUCUCAUCGCAGCUUUUGUCAUCAGCAGGAGACGGAGUAAAUACAGUAAAGCCAAGCAAGAGGCAGAUGAAGAGAAACAUUUGAAUCAAGGUGUUAGAACUUAUGUGGAUCCCUUUACAUACGAGGAUCCCAACCAAGCAGUUAGAGAAUUUGCCAAAGAAAUCGACGCAUCCUGCAUUAAGAUAGAAAAAGUCAUAGGAGUUGGUGAAUUUGGUGAAGUCUGCAGUGGGCGUCUCAAAGUGCCUGGCAAGAGAGAGAUCUGUGUGGCCAUUAAGACGCUGAAAGCCGGUUAUACGGACAAACAGAGGAGAGACUUCCUGAGUGAGGCCAGCAUCAUGGGACAGUUUGACCACCCGAAUAUAAUUCACAUGGAAGGCGUCGUCACCAAAUGUAAACCAGUGAUGAUCAUAACAGAGUACAUGGAGAACGGCUCUUUGGAUGCAUUCCUCAGGAAGAAUGACGGCAGAUUCACAGUCAUUCAGCUGGUGGGCAUGCUUCGUGGCAUUGGGUCUGGAAUGAAGUACUUGUCUGAUAUGAGCUAUGUGCAUCGAGAUCUGGCUGCACGGAACAUUCUGGUAAAUAGCAACUUGGUCUGCAAAGUGUCCGAUUUUGGCAUGUCCCGAGUACUUGAGGAUGACCCGGAAGCAGCUUAUACCACAAGGGGUGGCAAGAUUCCUAUCCGGUGGACUGCGCCAGAAGCAAUUGCCUAUCGUAAAUUCACAUCAGCAAGUGAUGUAUGGAGCUACGGAAUCGUUAUGUGGGAAGUGAUGUCGUAUGGAGAGAGACCCUAUUGGGAUAUGUCCAAUCAAGACGUGAUUAAAGCCAUUGAGGAAGGCUAUCGGCUACCCCCUCCAAUGGACUGUCCCAUCUCACUCCACCAGCUGAUGUUAGACUGCUGGCAGAAGGAGAGGAGUGACAGGCCUAAAUUUGGGCAGAUUGUCAACAUGUUGGACAAACUCAUCCGCAACCCCAGCAGCUUGAAGAGGACGGGAACCGAGAGCUCCAGACCCAACACUGCCUUGUUGGAUCCAAGCUCCCCUGAAUUCUCCGCCGUGGUAUCGGUGGGCGACUGGCUGCAGGCCAUUAAAAUGGACCGGUAUAAGGAUAAUUUCACGGCUGCUGGUUAUACCACACUAGAGGCUGUGGUGCACAUGAACCAGGAGUAAGUACUCAGCGAUGUAACACAAAAGGCGACCUGGCACGAAUCGGCAUCACAGCUGUCACCCACCAGAAUAAGAUUUUGAGCAGCGUCCAGGCGAUGCGAACCCAAAUGCAGCAGAUACACGGCAGGAUGGUUCCCGUCUGAGCCAGUACUGAAUAAACUCAAAACUCUUGAAAUUAGUUUACCUCAUCCAUGCACUUUAAUUGAAGAACUGCACUUUUUUUACUUCGUCUUCGCCCUCUGAAAUUAAAAAAAACAAAACAAAAACAAAAUCAAAAAACCUAUCUGCAGUGUUGCUUGGUGUACAGAAUGCUGGAAAAUGGGGCUCCCAGAAAUGACCAGUGUCAUUUGAAUUCGACCUGGAACAAAUUGUUUCUCAGAAGUACUGGGUCCAUCGCCAGUUUGUAAAAUACACAUACCUGUGCAAAUAGGACUCCGCCUCUGAGUUUUGAUGCUGUACCUGCUGCCGGACACUGGGCUUCUCUGAGACAUCCUGAUCCUCACUCCAUUUGGAAUUACAACUGUAGUAUUUUGUUUGUGGCAUAAAUGACAGUCCUCCUUCUUUCACUGGAAUGAAGGCCAUGCCCAGGAACAUUUCUGAAGGACUCACUUGUAGCUAUUAAGGCUUGGUUCAUGCCAGGGGGAAGAAUGCAGGUGAAAACCGGGUGGCUCAUCAGUGUUGUUCCUCAAAGCUCAGGCCACCUGGUGGAUUGUGAUGCCAUGAGGGGAUGGAAAGAAAAAGAAAGUGGAUUUAAAAAUAAUAAUAAUAAUAAACCCCAAACACCCUACAUCCCUGACUGGACAAACGAGGUCUGUUUCUUUGGGCCUGAGGCUGUGCCAUAGAGUCGUAUUUUGGGACUCUACAAACUUACCGUAACUACCUUACGGAUAGUGGACUGUGACAAUCUUGAAUAGGGAAUGUUCACACUUCCCUUCUUUAAAGAGGCAAACCCAAAUCUCCAAGGUAAGGCAAACACAAAACGAAAAAAAAAGCAAUGAAUUCUUCUCUGAUGAAAACAUCGUUUUUUGAAACUUGAUCUUAUUUGAAACAUUGAGUAGAAAAUAAGUUUUCAGGUCUGUCAGGUAGUUUGCGGUUCUUUCAGUAUUUCAAUCCUCUCUUCACAGCGGGAGAGAAGACCAAAACCAAUAUGGCUUCCCUACUGUUCUCCCAGGAAGAAGUGAAAUAAGAGCCAUAUUUGAUCAGGGAGUAGAUUCUGCUAUCUUGGCCUCACAGCCCUUCCUGUUGAUUACAAAGCCCACAAAGAAAACAGAACACACCCUUCUUGGUUCCUUAGAAAUGUGUUUCUUCUGCUUCUACUAUGCCAGUUCUGGAGCAAAGACAUUGAUGAAACAGCACCCAAUACCUGAAAUAAAUAAAUCUAUGACUUUCAAAUCCCCUUUCCAGUGAAAGAAGCAGCAAACAUUCAAGGUUCGGCAUCUAUUCUCCGGUUGCACUGAGGAAUGUACUGUCUCAAAGCACCAGCUCUGCAGAACCCUUGUUCCCAAACUCCUUGUGGUUUUAUUUAUAUCUCUUUCCAUAUCUCAUUGCUGUACGUCACUGCUGCAUUGGUGUGGCAGCAAGUGACCAAAGGCAACAGGUUUUAUUAUGGACACCAGGUCAGGUGCCACCACACAACACAAAGCCAGUUCCCAUGAACUGCCUAUGAUAUGCAUUGCUGAAGUAACAUUUUACCCAGGGUGUGCCAUUGCAGUGAUAUAAAUAUAUUUUUUUCCUAGACUAAAUAUGAGCUGACUAUCUGUUUUGAUGUGUGUACAUAGGUGUGAGUGUGUGUGGAUGCGUGUGGAUGUGUGUGUGUGUGUGUGUGUGUGUGUGUGUGUGUGUGUGUAAAAUCAUGCUUAGAACUGCCUGUGAAUGUUGUGGAAUGCUACACCUGAAGAGUUCUGGUUUUCCACCAGUUCUGAGAUGAAGAGCCACACAAAAUAGUGGGCUGGAGACCAUGCCCAUCCCCUUAGAAGGAAACCCAGAAAUGUUAAAUGUCUGUAUUUAUGUUGUAUUUUAUAGCUGCCACACUAACCUUAAUAAGUAAUUAUACAGCUUUGGGCAGAGCAUUUUCACCUUAGUGGUGGAGUAAUCUUAGAAUAUAAAUAUAAACCCAUUCAAGUGACAUUCCAUCUUCAAAGUCACAAUUCUGAUUGAACUCCUCAUCUGAAUCACUAGUUCCUUGAUGGAGAGAGAGAGAAGGGGAUGGAAUUUGUCUGGUAACCCCAAAUGGAAUACAAGUAGCCUUUGUUUUCCUGCAUAAAUGGACUUGAUGAAUGCGAACAAAUAUAUGCAAUUCAUAUACUUUUGGAGAUGAACGUAGACAUGUAUGUCAGCUUUGAGAUGAUAUGUCCUGGAUUAAUAUUUUGUCUCCCAAUGUCACAGAAAAAUGUAUGCCGGUGACUCUUGAGGUUAGCAUAGAUGGGAUUAAAUGGUCUCGAGCAAUUUCAGGUUCCCAAUUACAUGGAAAGUUCUACAGUUAUUAAUAUAGAGCUAACUCCUAUGGCCCACAAAAAUGUAUCAGCCUUCUAGAAUCUGAGGUCCACUGUGCAAAGAUUCUGUUUUGAUAUGUAUACCAAACUCCAGCCAACAUACUGCCAUGUUUCAUAAUUGAGUGGCUGCCUUGCUUAUUUUAAGCUAUGGUUGCAGAAACUGUGGCCAUUUAUAUAAGCUAUAACAUCAAAUCAGGGAAAAAUGGGAAACAAAAGAUUCUGAACCCUAUAUUGUUGAAUAAGUAAAAAAAAAUCAUCAAUAAAUAUUUAUUGCAUUCUGACAGGGUGUAUGGCAUUGUAUUCUCAGAACUAUGCCAGAGUGACAAAGUUAAUUCACCCCUUUUUGGGGACCUUAAUAUAUUUUUAAAGGGAUGUGCCUAUGCAUUAAUGCCUGAAAAAUAUGUAUAAAGAAAUGAGGUUGAAUCUCUGAGCAAGUCACCUUUCCCCAGAGGUAAGGGCAGGAGGCCAGCUUUAGGGACUGGGUCUAGCCCGAUGAGUUAGUGCUGACCUAGUGAGUUCAGAACUACCAGUAGGAAGCAUUAAGCUGGUCCCCUGCACCAAAUCAAGUAGCUUCACCAUGUGUCCACUGGCCCCAAAUUAUUUUUAACAAUUUUAUGAAUAAAAAGUUCUGGUGUGUUUUGAAAAGUUAUUUUAAAGGAAGGCUGUGCUCACUACACUGCUGGUGUGUGUGUUUUGAGAGCUCUUGUAUUCAAUCUGUGAAGGAUAUGUAUAUUAAUCCAUACACGCGUAUAGCCUCAAUAUUUGUCUGAAGACACUUAAAUUCUGACCAAUAAAGCAAAGUUCUAGAAGCAAUAUUUUCACUUAUUUAACAUUCUCCAAACAACAUCAAGCAUUGAUACACACUGAAGAGUGUAUUUGUUAUUUUUUAUCACUCCAAAUAUGUUGGAAUAUGCAAGGACUGUGGUUAAAAUUAGAAUGUAUAAGGCAUAUUAUAAUUUAGUUCAUACUGAAAAAUAAAUUAACUGAACAUUGCUUGGUUCAUGUUCCAAAAUUUGAGCAAUUUCUUGAGUUAGACAUAGAAUUUCUAUUUUGUUUUAAUUUGUCAAGGUAUUUUCUUCCCUUCAUAAAACUUAGGUACACAUAACUUAUGUCAUUUAUUUAUGGUCUUUUAUACCUAGUUUGUAAAAUUGUAAAAUAGCAAACUAAAUGCAAAGAGUUUGCAUUUGAAAACAAUAAAGUAGUUGCCAUAUUCAAACCUGGAA